Purpureocillium takamizusanense is the source of this 1645-nucleotide messenger RNA. RefSeq lists its product as uncharacterized. The record is from RefSeq and is a predicted model, not a curated record. The transcript has a single exon. NCBI's taxonomy places the organism in Eukaryota, Fungi, Ascomycota, Sordariomycetes, Hypocreales, Ophiocordycipitaceae. The coding region runs from base 1 to 1584 and encodes 527 amino acids.
AUGACCUUCGAGCAAUUUGGCGUCAAGCCUGGACAGCAUAUUCCCGGACAAGUCGUGCACGACUACCUGACCGCAUUCGCCAACAAUUUCAACCUCAUGCCUCGAAUGCGGUUGAACCAAAAAGUACUCUCCGCGGAGCUUCUCAACGACGGCUCAUGGCUCCUGAGACUGGUCUCUACAAAGAGUCAUGGUGAAGGUCCAGUGCCAGAAACACUCGUCGCUAGCAAACUGGUCGUUGCCACUGGUCUUACGUCCGAACCUCAAUGGCCAGUAUUCGAAGGCCGUGAACAUUUCAAGAGAGAGCUCUUUCACGCCAAAGAGUUGAAAGACCGCACCGAUAGCAUAGAGCGAGCCAAAAGCGUAGUGGUAUUGGGCGGGAACAAGUCUGCGUGGGAUACGUGCUUCUUCGCUGCAAAGUGUGGUGCACAUGUCCACAUGGUCAUGAGACCGGGCGGCGGCGGCCCGAGCUGGGUUUGGCCACUUUUCUUCUCGCCCUUCAAAGUCUCCGUCCAGCGAUUGGCCUCGACGCGAUUCUUCACCUGGUUCGACCCAUGCAUCUGGAGCGAAGAGACCGGCUUGAUAAGUUGGAUUCGCGCUGGUCUUCACAACACCUGUGUUGGACGUUGGAUCGUGUCCAAGUUUUGGAACUGCAUCGGGAGCUUCGCCCACAAAGCCCAUCGAUACGACGAUCAUCCCGAGACGCGAAAGCUGAAGCCUUGGGUGAGCCCAUUCUGGAUGGGGAAUUCCCUCAGCAUCCAUAACUACACGUCCUCUUGGUUUGAGCUUGUCCGACAAGGCCGAAUCACUGUGCAUAUUGCAGACGUUGUUCGACUUUCUGAGGGUACGGUACACCUCUCCGAUGGCGAAGACGUAGCUGCCGAUGCCUUCGUCUGCUGUACAGGGUGGAAGACACGGCCUCCAAUUCUCUUCCUGCCCGACGAGGUUGCCGGCAUGAUGUUACCUCGGCAAGGAAGGGAAGAUGAUCAAGAGCUAUCAGAUAGGGCACGAAGGGAUGUCUUUGCCCGCAUCCCGGCCCUGAAAGCCGGACCGAAGCGAACACUACCAGAUGGAACAGUACAAGGUUCAAAGCAUGCCGUCCCCGACAAUACUGGCAGUCCUUAUCGGCUAUAUCGCUUUCUCAUUCCGCUCGAUGAAAGGUCCCUCCAACACCGGAACAUCGCAUUCAUCGGUUCCCACCUUGCGCUCAACGCCACCAUGAUAGCGCAGAUUCAGGCUCUCUGGGUAACUGCAUUUUUCAUGAAUGAGAUUGAUCAUCUGAAGCCCAAAGUGAUUGAUCAAAAGGAAGUAAGGUACUCUGCAUUUCUACACAGCGAAUACGGCCGCAUUAGACACCCGCACAUCGCGGGUGGAGCCGGUGAGAGAUGCCCAGACUUGGCUUUUGACUGUUUGCCAUAUAUGGAUCUCCUUCUCAGCGAUCUCGGGUUGCACCAAUUCAGGAAGUCAAGAGAGACGGGGAUUUGGUCGGAGAUCUUUCAUCGUUAUGGGCCGAGCGACUAUGUCGGACUGGUCCAAGAGUGGCUGUAUUCAAGAGUCAAGACGGCCGGCGGCGAUGGUCGUGGAUGAUAUGUAGCCUAUUUUGUAUCGCCGCACAUUGAUGUACCGCUAGAUAGCCCGAUAAGCAGUC